AAUACGUGGGUGAAAAGACGUUGGAAUUGGAACAUACAAGUAUGAAAAUAAUUGGCGCGCAAUGUUUGUCUCCCAAGGCAGCGCUGAGUGUCCGCCUCUGAACAUUCGUAAGUGUGUUGCGCGUCAUCCGUACCUUGCAAGUGGCUCUCGGCACGGUUGCCUGUCCAGGGAAAAUUGGAUAUGACACCAGAAAAAGAAACCACGAUGUCUAGCGAGGACUGCUUAGAAUUUAUUCUGGAAGACGACACCCCGGCUGCAUAUGCCACGGCGCCUCCAAGUGGCGUUUUGAGUGUGCAUAUCAAGCUUGUUCGGGACAUAGAUGAGGGUCAUAUUUCGGUGACCGAACCGGAGCUCUAUGUACGGAUCAAGGUUGGGUCUUUUGUCAAGAGCACUCAACCAGUCAUAGUUGAGAAAGACGCCAAGGUGGUCUUGGAUGAUCUCAAACACUUCUCACUUCAAAUUCCAAGGAAGCGAUCUGAUCCCUCUAAUGAGGUUCGCUUUGACUUGAUCGUUGUCGAGAGUCCCCAUGUGCACAGGAUUGUGGGUCAUAAGGACAUGCAUCUGUACGACAUCAUUAAGAACCUGUUCGUUGCAGGGUCAUAUGAUUUUCAAUACAGACACAAAACAGUUGCCAUGGUUGACCUGGAGAUGUGCUUCGCUUACGGUAUCUUUGGGUACGGAUGCUGCCAUCAGCUUCAGAAUAGACAGAAGAAGAUUUCUGACGUCGUUGGCCACUCAUUACUUCUACGCGUGGAGUCCCCAGAAUCAAGAUGCCAGCCAAACGCUGGCCAUGUGAUGACGGCCAUGCCAGUUGGACAUCCUGAGUUCAUCAACUUCCAAGCCAAAGCUGAAAUCGGGCCUUCAUCGGGGGAUAUCAGAGCAGAAGUUAGCACGAAGAGCCUUUUCUCGGGACUCGAGUUGCAAGAGCCCAUUGUCCUUACUCGGACAAUGAGAAAGAGACUGCAUAAGAUACAGACCGAUUAUGCGCAGCAAGAAAGCCGUAUGCAACGGAAGAGGUUUCUUGAAAGACUUGUGCUCCGUCACAUUCACGAUCAUCAUGCUAUCGAAACUGGUGAAGACAAAACGCGAGAAGAGGAUGCUGCAGGGCCUUCAGGAGCAGGUCCCACGCCUGCUGAAAACGUAGCUGUGGAUGCCGAGACCUAUGGCACCGAUAGCGACUACGCAGAGUCUGCAACCGACUUAAGCGAACUGAUGUCAUCCAUGUUAAUGAAUGCACCAGGACUGGUCAGCAGAGCACCCGCACGUUGGAUGCCACAACCAUCUCUGUUUAGCAUUGGGGAGGAAACAACUGACGUGGAUUCAACAGCUAGUGAUAUUGAACCAGCGCCCUCCAUGCAGAGCUCUGAAAAUGAAACGAAAAAAUCCAGCUUCCAUGAACCUGCCAAAGAGGAGAGAAGACGCAGCACCCUUGCCGAGUUACCAGGCCUCUUGGUUAGGUCGUUCGCCAAUCGGCUUUCGGCCUGGAGGACAUCUCGCAGUCGGCCUUCCCAACAGAUAACACCUGUUGUGGUCACAGAUGAUGGGCAGGUCUCGCAAUCUAUGAGCAGGGGGGCCAUCUCAAUGUCAAGGUUCAGAAGCAGACUGACUACACAAGACUAGGAACAUUGUUGACUUGAAAAGUACAUGUAGCUCCAAAGGUCAUGCCUCAGUAAUUCUGAAAGUCGCCUGGCUCAGAUGAAACUCUUUUAAAAGAGUGGAUGUCUUUAAAUUUGUCCAUGUGGUGGGGGAAGUCUAUCCAAAGGCAUUGUGAGGGCAACUGUCCAAAGGUAUGACGAGGGGAGCUAUUAACAAAGUUCUGAUAUUCAUGGCACUCUGUGGCGUAAUACUGGGCAGCAAAAUGGGCACAAACCAGGAGGAUGGGUAAAACUUUGUACAUGCCCAUUGUGUCGCCUUACUUAGGCAACUGAUGACAGUAAAUCUCAGAGUUAAAUAUCAGUAUUUAGUUUUGAAUAACAAUUUUCCCCAUUUGAGGUUACACUCUAUAAACGUAUAAACUCAAGAUAGUUAUUUAGUGGAAAGCACUGUUAGUUUUAAGAAAACCCGUCUUAGUUACAUACUGAAAUCUAAAUGACGCGUUCAAAGACAAACACAAAUUCCUAGCAGUCUCGAAUAAACUAAAACGUCUUUAUUUAAUGAAAAAUAGUACAAGCUCGAAGUAACUAUUCCAAAUGGUCACGAUUUGCUCAGAAGUAAAAAGUCUAUGUUUCCCUUUCAUAUGCUAGUAGUGAUAUUUUCAGAGGUAAAAAAAAGCAAAGCUUUUAUGGCAGUAACGUGCUCAAUGACCACUAGGCCUUUGGCGCAGUGUGCGGGAAGUGCAAUACAUGUACAUUAAUUUAGAUUUUUUUUUCGGUUCAAUUGUUUACGAUGUUGACAACAUCCUGUGUUGAAAGUAAAUGACGUCUGGCCUAGUAUAAAACAGGGCGUAACACUUCAAAAACUGUGGUGUUAAAAACAACACUUUUAGUGUUAUCAGAUGACAACACCAAACAGUGUUACUUUAACACCGCUGGUGUUACUUUACACACCUACAGAUGUUACAGUGCACUGGAGGGUGUUGAAAUGAACACUACCAAUGCCGAACUAACACCAAAAAUUUUAACAACGGUUAAAAGUGUUGGCAUGGUCCUCUGAUAACACCCAUGUAACACCCCUGUUUUCGCAGUGUAGUUUUUGACAAAUAACUCAAACGCUCUAUCUCAGUGCUGUCAUGAAUUAAAAAGUUUCAAAAUAAACGUGCUCUGGAUCAGAACUUCAUACAACCAAGAAAAACUGGCAAAUGUAUAUCAUAAUUAUUAUACUCUCUCCCAUUCUUCGUAAACUGCGCAAAACUAACAUCAAAGGUACAUUAUACCCACAAACUAAGGCAACACACAUCAAAAAUACUAAACCUGUAACACCGUCAUUUUCGACCAAAGUUGCUUCAAUGUCAUUUGUUACUAAAAAUACAGUAUUAUCUAAAAUUGCAUAUUUCUUAACUGCUGUAGUGAAGUAAAACAUUCAUUGAUUUACCUUCGGUUUAUGAAUGUUUUAGCCAAAUUUCCAUUUAUACAAUUCAGUCCUUACAGAAUAGCAUAUAAUAUCAAGUAGCAUGUACAUUCUCUAUAUACACGGGCGAAAAAUCUACCGAUUAAACGUUUUCUUACAAAUCUAGAAUGUUUUUAGUUGAAUAAAAAGGAAGAAAUGUAUAGUGUCCAAUGAAUGUAAAUUGUACAAAUUAUCAAAAUAUAUUGGAUCUUUUUGUAAAUUUAUUCCCUACAAUAAACUUACACACUUCAACUGAACCAGACUACAUGUAUAUGUUGUUUGUUUCUCGUGAAUUCACGCAGAGAAAGAUAUCACUGGUUUACCGUUCAACAAGGUCUUAUUAUUUUCUAUCUAGAAUUACUCAAGCCAAACCUAGCCCACAAAGAAUCAAAUUAAUUCCAAAACACAAAGUAAUUAAAAUAACCAAUAAUUGGUACACGAAACUAAUCGACUGGUUGAAUACAUCUUCUACCAGUUAUUGGCCGUUUUGAAUCAUUUUGAUUGUUAUAACUAAUCCUUUUUAUUUGUAUAUAAAAAUGUCACACAAUCCCGUCGUAAGAUCUAUCUCAGACUUGGACAGAUAUGAUAUCCCCCUUCUAAUAUUUGUACGAAAAUACUCCGAUAUACAUCUUUCAUUUUGGCAUCCCUUUGAGUACGUGCUCUACUUCCAAAACUGCAAUAUAAAUCUAUAUUAGAAAAUUGAUGCGUUUUCUGUGACAGCUGCUUAAGUGACUUCAGGAAAACUAACCAUGCUAACUUGUAAAGAUUAAACCAUUUCUUUUUCAAAAAGCAUCUCCAAAGUGCAUACCAAACAAAGUAAGGUACAGUGCAGUGAUGUGAGCACGUAUAGCGACUUCCCAUCCUUGAACAGCAGAAAUGGGCCGUUUCGUUUUGCCCUUUUUCCUCAGUCAACACAAAAGCACGCAUAACCUUGCCUAUUAACGAGCAAAUCUACAACAUUGUCUACAUUCUGCAAAACGCUACACACAAUAUUAAUCUCCACCUUGAUAAAUCACCGUGACCUCAAUAGACUGCAGCGGUAAAGGCCACAGUAAACAGUUAUUGCUUUAAGUCUCCAUUAGCAAGGAAAAAUUGUCCAGCGUCAUUUUAUGCCUAAUAAUAAGAAACGCUAAAAAUCUAAGCCAAAGUCCAUAAUAUAGACACGCAAACGUACAUUUUUAUGAGAGAGCGUGUACUGGAGUGGUGUUGCAAAAUAAUAUUAAUUGAUGUAGCGAUGAUGAAUCACACAAAGUUCCAAGUGUUGCCGUAUGCACAUUAGUUGAAACGUACUUGACCCUCUACAACCCCACGCGUUUUACAGUUUUGCAACCAGCUAGAGCAAUAAACCUAGAUACGCUGUGUAGCCACUGUUUCAUACAGUCAGUCUAACCAUGGAGGAAGGAGGGGAACCUACAGUGUUCAUGAUAUACGACCUACUACAAAUGUCAACGGGCUCCAUGCAACCGGAAAUCAGCAAAUAAUUGUAUUUCACUGUACUUCAUUGUUAGCCUACAAAAUGAAACUGUGUACACUGUACACGUUUUUUUUUUCGCUGAGCUGUGAAUUACGACAAUAUUCACGGAUCUAAAAAAAUACGAUUCCCUCUUAUAAGCCGCCAUUACAUUUGAUAAAAACAGUAAAACUUAGGUGUUCAGGGUUAAAUGGCUGCAACCCGUCAAAAUUGUUAAAACUAGAUACACUUUUACUUACGGCAAUUUAUAGGAAAAUUUAGGAUGAACACGAAUCUACUCAAGAACUCUUAUGAUAAAGCCGUGCGUUUUCCGCAGCGACUAGAUUUCCAGUAAAUUUAGAAAAACUAGAGAAAUCAGUCAAAACUCAGAACACAGCUGAACUAAUCAAAACUACAUCGAUUACAACUAAAGCAAAUCUAGUUAGUUUUCACCGUUUAAAUGUUUUCUGAAACUUACACUCCAAAACCAAACACAAACAAUUUUACCAAGCUUUAAAAGCUUUGAAACAGUACAUUUUGAUCUCGACGAAACAAAACUAGUCAGAUCAUUCGUUAACACAUACCACCUCCCCCCCCCAAAUGCAAAAACCUGUUAGAAGGACAAGAUGGAAGCAUUGCUACCAAUAAAAUGUACGCAAAUCCCUAAUUCCUAGCAAAGGCACGCUACAAUUCGUUUUCAAUUCAAAAGGCAACAUCUCCCUCUCAGAAAAAAAAACGGACGCGCAACAGUGUACGUACACAUGUACAU
Acanthaster planci (crown-of-thorns starfish) is the source of this 5264-nucleotide messenger RNA. RefSeq names its product cation channel sperm-associated targeting subunit tau-like. Lineage: Eukaryota; Metazoa; Echinodermata; Asteroidea; Valvatida; Acanthasteridae. The record is from RefSeq and is a predicted model, not a curated record.